GCUUCCCCGAAUCUCGGUCCCGGAGGAGGACUUGGCAUAUGGCGUGGGAGCGGGAGGAGACAUCGUUCACCUCGGUCGCGUGGGUGGUCCGGUUCCGGUUCCCUUCCUCGAUCAGGCGCCAUAACUCCUCCUCCGAGCUGGCCUCUUUUUCGCUCAGCUCUCCGAUCA
Molecule: messenger RNA, 168 nt
Organism: Nannochloropsis gaditana CCMP526
Exons: 1
Source: RefSeq, a predicted model, not a curated record